AACAUUGCAUCCACCGGGUACCACAACAAUAGACCGCAGCAUCCAGUCCGGACGACGCUGGCCUUGCACCAUCAUGCUCCUGGUGCAGGACUGCGUGAGGCUGUGAGUGCCGUCGUGAUUCAUUUCACGCGGUACCAGCACCACGGCCACGGAGGAACCUUCUUGCGACUGUUUGGGCUCUCCAUCGAGCGGGGAAGAUGGCCGCUAUGAAAAUAUUAACAGGCACGGGGCUCUUCUUGGCUUUCUGUGCGCUCGGGCUGCUCGCCAUGGCGAUCUGCACCGAUUAUUGGUACGAGACGGACGCGCGGAGGCAUCGAGAGAGGUGUAAAAACUAUGCCAACAAGCGGAACGACCCGGGCUACAUCUACAUUUCCAACCACAACCUCCCCCUCCAGAUGCCUCCAAAGAGCCUGGAGAGGAAAGGUAACGGCCCAGAUGUUGGAGCUCUCAUCAGGGGGAAGCGGCACUUCCUGGCCGCCGCGUCUGCCAUGGAGUCUCACUGCAGCCGGCAGUUUAACUCCACCAUCUCCGGGCUGUGGAGGAAGUGUCACCGGGAGGGAUUCGACCUGGAGACCGAGGACCUUAUUUACAAAGGGAUAAUUCAAAGAUGUACCCCAGUCAAGUAUCACUACUCUUCGUCCAUCCUACCACGAAAUUUACCCAUCAACAUCACAAAGACCAUACGACAGGACGAGUGGCACGCACUCCAUCUAAGAAGAAUGACGGCGGGCUUCGUGGGCAUGGCCGUGUCCAUCAUUCUCUUUGGCUGGAUCAUUGGAGUGCUGGGAUGCUGCCAGCAGCAUGACCUCAUGCAAUAUGUAGCUGGGCUACUCUUUCUCAUGGGAGGAACAUGCUGCAUCAUCUCCUUGUGCACAUGUGUGGCAGGAAUCAACUUUGAGUUGUCCCGCUACCCGCGCUACAUGUACGGGCUCCCUGAGGACAUUAGCCAUGGCUAUGGCUGGUCCAUGUUUUGUGCCUGGGGGGGCCUCGGUCUCACACUGCUGGCUGGCUUCCUCUGCACCUUGGCCCCCUCCCUGAGCACACCCACUCGCACAACGUCCCACAAGCCGAGGCAGGAGAACGGAACCGUGUGACAGAGGCGUCGUGAAGCGGCCGACCCACCGAACGCACAAACCGCACCCUUCCAACCUUGAUGUUUAACUCUGAAAAACAGUUUUUGUCUGAUCACCAUUUCACAUCACCCUCGACAUCGCCAUCUCCCUUCAGUGUUCAGUGUGCCUGAGUUGUGACAGAAGGAGCAAAGUAAACUUCACACACCUAAUCUCGAAAAACCCCAGGGGGACGUCCAGGAACACCAAGACUAACACCUACAGUAACGUACGACUGGGGCACGGCUCUCAUAGCACAAAUAAGACUUUUUUUUUGGUUUUGACAUGCUGACUCUAUGGCGAUCUAAAGGUGACUGUUUUCUCUGAAGAGAAUUUGUCUUAAAAUGGUGCUCUCUUUAAAACAUAAAGCCACACACACUCCCACGCAGCACACACACACACACACACACACAAACACACACACACACACACACCAGCACAUGCUUUUCCACACAUGCUCAAUUACUCCGGAUGAAUCAUGGGAGAAAUCCUCCAAAAAGAAGAAAAAAAGAAAAAAAAACAUCAGGCCAGAGCAUCUUGUCAGCAUUCCUCUUUUCAGUCGAGUGAUGUGUGCUGUGUUAUUGUUCGUAAUGAAAAAAAAAAAAAAUCUGGCGUUGACUGCCCAUUGCUUAUCUUUAGUGCAGCACACUAACUGAUAUCAAACAUGAGCCCCGGGGGUAACGUCUGCAGCCUCUGCAGAGCACUAGAUGGAUCUGGCAGCGUGGUCAGUCUGAUAAAAUACACUAAAGUAAAUCUGCAUUGAAAAGAAAAUCGUUUGAUGCUUCUUUAAAGAUUCUAUAUGUACAAAUGCAUCUCUAUGUAGAUCCAGAUCAUUGUUUGUGUAAAGUAGAUUUUGAAUAAGAAUGUUUGUUUUCUGUUUGUUUGGAGGCGACAGUGAGGAGAGGAUAAAGACUGACAGGGUCGUGCUAUGGGAGCGAGAAUCCAUUAUUGGAUUCAGCAGCGUACAGUAAAAGGUAUUUUGUGGUACCAAACUGACAGAAGCCACACGGUUGUUUUUUGCUGACGAGGGCAAAACAAGAAACCGUGGAAACUGUGGAGGAAGUAUUUGAUUGCUCUCAUUGUUUACCCUCAAUAUUGGUCAGCCUUUUUGUGUAAUACAAGGGGGGAAAAUGCAACUUCAGUGAAAACAAAAGCACAAGCUGCGUUCCAAAUCCUCAUCUGCACUCAGUACAGUAACAUAGUAACAUCACGUAUUGGUAGAGGGCCAAAGUGUUAUCAUGUUUGACUAAAAGCUGGCUCAGUAACAGCAGAAACAAAGAAACAAGCACAGUUUAGAGGAUGAAAAAAUGCAAAGCACACUGGAAAUGGAGGAGCUGUUUGUUUUGUUUUUUUAACAUAUGGAUGUAAUAAAUCCAUAAAAAAAUGGUUGAUUUUAACUCUAAAUUGACAGAGGCUUUCCAAAUUCCCAGUAUGAUUACAUCUUAUAUGAUAUGACUUAAAGAAAUACUUGAAAAUGACUAUUUGUAUAUCAGUUACUCACUCUGUGUUACCUUGAAUUCUUGAAGACAACCGAGUUUUUCUCUCAUGUUUCCACAAUGAUCAAAGAAUCCAAAAACUUGCAGGAGUAUAUUGCUGUCGUAAAAAAAAAGUAUUCAGAUAAUUUACUUCAGUAAAAGCACUAAUACCACACUGUAAAGUUACUCCACUUCAAGUAAAAGUCCUGCAUUCAAAACUUACUUCAGUAAAAGUACAAAAGUAUCAGCAUCAAAAUGUAAUUAAAGGUUAAAAGUAAAAAGACUCUUCAUGCAGAAUGUUUUAUAUAUUCUAAAUAUAUUAUUAGAUUAUUUUUGCAUGGAUGCAGCAUUUUAUUUUGUAAAGAUAGGUCUCAUUUUAAUCACCUAAUAUACUUUAAUUUUGAAAAAAAAAAAAAAGUCUAAUCACUUUAAAUUUAUCACAUUUUUUAUGUUAAAUCUCGACCUGAAAAGUAACUAAAGCUGUCAGCUAAAUGUAGUGGAGCAAAGAGUUCAAUAUUUGCAUCAAAAUGUAGUGAAGUAGAAGUAUAAAGUUGCAUAAAAUGUCAAAUAAUCAAGUAAAGUACCUCAAAAUGACAUUACUUGAGAAAAUGUACUUGUUAAAUGUUACAUUCCACCACUGAUAAUCUGUUAAAUUAGAAUAAAUUAAAGCAGAAUUUAACAAUAUCAAAACAUCUGCUUACAAAGUCUAACAAAACUGGUGCAGUACAACCUAAAUCUCAUUUAUCCAGCCGUAUGCUCACUACUCUAAACUUUUCACUUAAGUAUUACUAUUUAAACAUUUCUGCUACUACUGCUUGUGCAGGCACGCUGUUAUUCAAGAGUUCAAGGAAACAAGGGUGACUAAUUUGUAUAUAAAUGGUUGUUUAAAGGGUCAUGUAUUUCUCUAAAAAAAAGAAAAAAAGGCACACUGUAUAUUCAGCCCAGUCGGCAGCAAAAAAUGUUGCCAUUGUACAUUUCUGCAAAGCACAGAUACAUUUAUCUGCAACAAAGCAGCGUGAUGUUUAAAGCCGUGUUGGUCCGUGGGAGGGAGUGGAGGUGGACGGGACCCAACAAACUGAGGACUUUGAACCGGGAGAGUGGUGCUCACACCCAGUUGUUGGAGGUUUUAUCUAUAAUUAGUGGUAUUUAUGCCCUGAACUGUUAUUUUUACCCAACUAUAACCAAGUGGUUUUGGUGCCUGACCUUAACCAAAGUGUUUACAACCAUGAUUGUCACAUGUUACGGGUUGUAGCAGUUCAGAAAGGUUCAUAUUCAACAUAUUUGUGGUUUAAAAAUGCAUCUAUGGUCAGCCGAAUCAUACAAUGCCAACAUUUAUUCUGCCGACUGGGCUUUUGUGAUUCAAUGGUUGGAUUAAAAAUACCUCCAUUUCUGUUAAAAGCACAAAAAGUAAUUUAGAAAGGAUGUUGCAGUGAUUAAAAGCUGUAUUUCAGUACACCCUGUAUACUAAUUUAUAUGUCUAAAUUGGGGUGUGCACAAACAUAAAAAUUACAAUAUUAAGAACACUUAAAAUCACAAGUAUCUUUACUAAGACAGCCUGUUUUUACAGUGUUGUGUUAAUGAACAAUGUUUAAAAUAGUCAAAAUAAUAAGUGAAAGUAAAUUAUUGGAAAAAUAUGUAUUAAAAACUAGUAAAGGUAGGCUAUUUCAAAUGAACUGUUGAACUGAUGUGAUGCAAACCUCAAAUUCAGUGUUAGAUCAGUAAAUUGCAUCAGUUUUUAUGCACUAAAUUGCAAAACUUUACACUUCAUAGUCUGUAGUAUGAGAUGGGGCCACGUGACAGGUUUAGAAAACAGAGUGUAGCAGGUUGAAUUUUAUUUUGUUGAAACAAUUCUCUCGGUGACACUUGUGGAUGAUAAUUACUCACAGCAGCCAGUUUUCUGUUUAACAAAUAUGAUUUUUUUGUUCCCCACUCCCCCAAGAGUCAUUAGAAGUCAUUUAUUUUGAAAAUUCCAAGCUCACUACAAGUCCAUGAAACAAGAAUAUUACAGCCAUGUGUGAUGAAGUUUUUAUAAAUUGCUGGAGAUGAGUCAUGAGAUAUUCUAUCAGCUAUGUCAAUUAACUUUCUUAGGAAAAAAAAAAAAAGGUGUUAUAAUGUGUGUUGACAACACUGUGUGUGACGUUCAGUCCUUUCACCAUCACCAUAAAAGCCUCCUCAUGAGGCCACCACUUUAUCAGAAGUCGAGGAAAAAUAACCGAGGCAUGAUUCAAAAACUGUAUUUUCAGUGUGUUGUUGAAUCUUUGCACUUUGCUGGGUCUCAUAAAAGUCUGUGAACCUGAAUCUGAGCAGGUGGAGUUAUACAUUAUAUGUUUGCAAGGUCACAUACAGGAGCAAAAGAUGAUCGGAGCAUGUAAUAAGCACCCUGUUGUGUCUUUUACAAAGAGUUUGGGUUCAAACCAUGUCGUGUGUUUAGGGUCAGUCGGUCUAGGCUCUUAUUGUGAAAAUAUUUAUGCCAGAGACAAGGACGUACCAUAAAUAUAAAAACAUUUAUAUCUAUGGUGUGACGUCCUGCGACUCACAGAAUGCAAUGCUGUUUGGUGUUUUUGGUUUUAUAAAGUUUUAAGUUCACACCCAAACUGAUGCACAGUAAUACAAGUAUUACUGUAAGCAGUAAACUGUAAUGUAUAAGUACAUGGUGCAAGUAUAAUGUGUUGUUAGGACUGAAGCACAAUUGCACACAACUCUUACAAGUUUUUGUGUAUUCUUUUUGGGAAAUCUGACUUUUCCAGUACUGACGUGCCACCACUGCACACAUGCAGGACUUUGUCUAAAAA
Messenger RNA from Centropristis striata (black sea bass), 5376 nucleotides. It is a transcript of the gene tmem276b, whose product is annotated as transmembrane protein 276b. The record is from RefSeq and is a predicted model, not a curated record. Bases 198 to 1094 code for a protein of 298 amino acids. The transcript is spliced from 4 exons. Gene Ontology annotation, cellular component: membrane. NCBI's taxonomy places the organism in Eukaryota, Metazoa, Chordata, Actinopteri, Perciformes, Serranidae.